Neurospora tetrasperma FGSC 2508 is the source of this 999-nucleotide messenger RNA. RefSeq lists its product as uncharacterized. The record is from RefSeq and is a predicted model, not a curated record. The coding region runs from base 1 to 999 and encodes 332 amino acids. NCBI's taxonomy places the organism in Eukaryota, Fungi, Ascomycota, Sordariomycetes, Sordariales, Sordariaceae. The transcript is spliced from 4 exons.
AUGACUGUUGGCCCGGUAAUCCGAUCUUUCUGCCUCAGCCGGCAGCCCCAGCCACAGCAGGGCUAUCACAGUUCAGCUGGCAGACAAGCCUUCCUGCGAGUGCACGCGCAAUAUGGUAUUGUGAGAGGCUGUGGUUGUGAUAGGCAGCUGGCAAAAUUAACCACUGUCUUUGAACUCAGUGUGAGCACCAGCCACAUAACGGACGUGCAAGGGAAACAGAACAAAAAAGCUUCCCGGAUUCACCAUCUUGACCCCUCACCUCUUCCCAAACCCUUCCCAUCACAACAAAGUUCCAACAACGUUCCAACUCAGUUCCAAACAUCGUUCCAACAAAGUUCAAAAACACCGUUCACAUCCCGCGUCCCCAAUCUCAAGAUGAGGAGGCGGUUGAGAAGAUCAACCGGGAAUGAAGCUCCUGUUGACAACAAGACCAUCGUGCCUCCCUGCUACGCUGAAUCCACGCAUCACCUGGCAUCGAGAGCCGCCGCAAAGGAGACGAGAAUGCGUACCACAAACCUGAUGCUUUCAUCGACGCUCCACAGCAAGUCAACCCUCAGCUGGCUGGUCAUGACACGCAAACAAAUGCACCAGCUCCUCUUCCCACCUCCCUCCGAGCCGUCGAAGCUGCCCUACAAACAAAAAACCAGCAGCCUCUGGACCGACACAUGGGAGCAUGGUAUUGGCAUGAAACCAUAUGCGGCUUUCACCGUAUCACAACCGUACUACAUCGCAGCUCGUAUCUCCAAGCCCAACGGCCAAGUUGAUUGUCGACUUCAGCUGGUCAAGACGAUUGCAAUGUGUCAACUUCUGCCAAAGACAUUCGUAGCAAGCGGUGUUGACGGUCGUGAUCAACAACAGCAGCAAAAUCAUCGGGGUGAUAAGCCCCACCGGAAAAACAAAAAGAAUCGUGGUGAGACGCAUCGGUCUGGUGACAAAGUGCCGUAUCAUCUGAGGGGCAUCAACCGCAGUCUGAUCGGAACGAAGCAAUCGUCGAAGUGA